Messenger RNA from Colletotrichum orchidophilum, 357 nucleotides. RefSeq lists its product as uncharacterized. The coding region runs from base 1 to 357 and encodes 118 amino acids. The transcript is spliced from 3 exons. Gene Ontology annotation, molecular function: ribosome binding. The record is from RefSeq and is a predicted model, not a curated record. Lineage: Eukaryota; Fungi; Ascomycota; Sordariomycetes; Glomerellales; Glomerellaceae. Gene Ontology annotation, cellular component: Cbp3p-Cbp6 complex; mitochondrion. Gene Ontology annotation, biological process: mitochondrial respiratory chain complex III assembly.
AUGGCGCGCACAACGAGUCAAGCAUACAGGCACUUUAGGUCCGCCCUAGCCUUGUGGCCCAAGGAUAACCUCCGCCCCGAGACCCAGUUCAGCGAGAUCAUCCAGAGAGGCAUCGAGAGGAGAUACACCAAGCCCAAUGUCGUCGACGAGGCCAAGGAGCUGAAGCAGGCGAAUGCGCUGUACGCCCUCGCCGACGAUCGCUUCAAGAAGAGAUUCCCCCUCAAUGGUGACCUUUUGAAACCCGAAAGUCAGCCGACAUACUUUGAAGACCUGUUGAGAGAGCUCGAGGAGGCACCGACGCGAGGAUGGUUGCAAAACAUGUCCAAGAAGCUGUCCGGCAUGUUCAGACUUCAAUGA